Molecule: messenger RNA, 1056 nt
Organism: Necator americanus (New World hookworm)
Lineage: Eukaryota; Metazoa; Nematoda; Chromadorea; Rhabditida; Ancylostomatidae
Exons: 10
Coding region: 1-1056 (351 amino acids)
Biological process (GO): dephosphorylation
Molecular function (GO): alkaline phosphatase activity
Source: RefSeq, a predicted model, not a curated record
AUGCUUGUCCAGGCGUUAUUCAUACUCUACCUGCAACUACUUCGUGUAUCGGAACAAAUUCAACGAGGUCUAGAACGAAUCCUCACCACUACAGCUGAUGUGAUCGCACCUAACAUUGUUUUUUCUUGCAAAUAUGUGGCUAGGGUUCAUGAACGUGUAGCUGGCCUAUACAAUGACUUGCGGGGGCUAGCCGAUGUGGCAAAUCAGUGCUUUUAUCCACCCAGACAACUCUGGUAUAAAUUUAUCGACUCCAGAGGGACUGAAAGACUUGCCCUUGACGAUGUUCGAUUUUGGAAUCUGCUCGGAAAGGAGAAUAUCAGUCGCAAAUUGAAGUGGAAUCCGCAUUUGCUCAAAGCAAAGAGGCCAAAAAAUGUGAUUCUAUUCAUUGGUGACGGAAUGGGACUCUCAAUUGUGACUCCUGCAAGAAUCAAUAAGAACCAGAAAGCGCGAAAUCCAUACCUAAACAAGCCACUAUUCUUCGAAACAUUCCGUGCAGCAGGGCUGGUUAAGACGAGCUCUUUCACCCAUCAUGUUACUGACUCGGCAGCAGGAGCAGUGGCACUAGUCGGUGGAGUGAAGACUCGGCAAGUGGUCGUUGUUGGAAUCGACACAAUUGCGAAGAUGGGGUUUCAACAACUAUCCAGUGUGCUUGGAGAUCGGCAGGAGCCAACCUUUUCAGCAUCUGAAGACAAGCGUAAGCGGAAAAUGAGAACUCUCAGACUACUUCCUGACGAGGAGGAUUCCUCAGUCAGUUUCAAUUUGCAGUUCCACAAAAGAAACAGAGGAGUUCCUAUUACAACCGACAUGGCAGGCCUGAAAGACGAAGAACGCAGAACAAAAUUCCGCCAAUGUGUGCCUCCCUCCGCAAGAAGUACGGGCCAGAAAGAAGCUCAGCGAUGCGGAUUCGUCCACAAAGUGAAUCCAGGACGCUGCAAAGGAAGCGCUCCCAACUCAGAUGCCGCAGAAGAACCGGGAAAAGCAUCUGAGAAGGAUAUUGUGUUACCAGCUGCAAAAAGACCGCGAAAACGAAUGGAUUUCAAGAGCGAAGGAGUUUGA